Echinops telfairi (small Madagascar hedgehog) is the source of this 969-nucleotide messenger RNA. RefSeq names its product olfactory receptor 4C11-like. Bases 25 to 969 code for a protein of 314 amino acids. The record is from RefSeq and is a predicted model, not a curated record. Gene Ontology annotation, biological process: G protein-coupled receptor signaling pathway. The transcript has a single exon. Gene Ontology annotation, cellular component: membrane. Gene Ontology annotation, molecular function: G protein-coupled receptor activity; olfactory receptor activity. Lineage: Eukaryota; Metazoa; Chordata; Mammalia; Afrosoricida; Tenrecidae.
AUUAUUCAUAACAUCUACUUCCCCAUGUCUACUGAAACAAUGCCUCAAAAUAAGAGUGUUACUGAGUUCAAACUGUUAGGAUUGACACAGGAUCCUAUGAAGCAGAAAAUGGUGUUCAUAAUAUUCUUAGUUGUCUACACUGGAACUGUGGUGGGAAAUUUGCUCAUUAUUGUGACCAUCAAGUUCAGUCGAUCUCUAGGGAGUCCCAUGUAUUUCUUUCUGUUUUAUUUAUCCUUGGCUGAUAUCUGCUUUUCAACUAGCAUCACCCCGAAACUCCUUGCAGAUGCUCUCUCUGCAAAGAAAGUCAUAUCCUACAAUGAGUGCAUGACUCAAGUCUUUGCACUGCAUUUAUUUGGCUGCAUGGAGAUCUUUGUCCUCAUCCUCAUGGCUGCUGAUCGCUAUGUGGCCAUCUGUAAGCCUCUGCAUUACCCGACUAUCAUGAGAAGACAGGUCUGCAUCAUCUUGAUUAUUCUUGCCUGGAUAGGAUCUUUUAUGCAUUCUAGUACUCAGAUUGUCCUGGCCUUGAAACUGCCCUUCUGUGGACCCAAUUUGAUUGAUCAUUAUUGCUGUGAUCUUCAGCCCUUGUUGAAACUUGCCUGUAUGGACACUUACGUGAUCAACCUCCUAUUAGUGACCAACAGUGGGGCCAUUUGCUUAAGCAGUUUCUUGCUUCUGAUGAUGUCAUACUUUGUCAUCCUGCACUCCCUGCGAAAUCACAGUGCAGAAGGGAGGAAAAAAGCCCUCUCAACUUGUACCUCUCACAUCAUUGUGGUCAUUCUAUCCUUAGGUCCCUGUAUAUUCAUGUAUACACGUCCACCAAUCACUUUUCCCAUGGACAAAUUGGUGGAAUUGUUUUAUACCAUUUGUACACCUUUUCUCAACCCACUCAUCUAUACCUUAAGGAAUGCAGAAGUAAAGAAUGCCGUGAGAAAGCUAUGGCGUUUCAAAAUUGGCUCAGAAAGCAAAUGA